Molecule: messenger RNA, 2130 nt
Organism: Strongylus vulgaris
Lineage: Eukaryota; Metazoa; Nematoda; Chromadorea; Rhabditida; Strongylidae
Source: the annotation of a GenBank genome assembly
GAUCAAAAGAGUACUACGGUUUCAAGUCCUAAGCCUCGCUCAUUUCCCAACUACUGGAAACCGAAACGUAUCGACCAGAAAAAAUUUUGGUUCUUCACGGUGCCAGUUGCUGAAGAAGCAUGCGAGGACAAUGAAGAGCAAGAUGGGGAUGCAAAGGCAGUUCCGAAACGAGCUCCCCUAGAACAUGCUCACGUAGAAAUGGAGCAAAUCAAUUUUACUCUUGAGGCUGGAGAUAGUUCUGUCCCGGUACCUCUUCUCUUCAUGCAAAUAUUGAUGAAUGCGGAGGCUUCAGGCUGGUCAUCCGCUUUGCAAGCUUCUGCCGACCUCUCGCUUCAAAUGUCCUAUUAUAACGAAGCCUUAAGCGUCUGGGAACCAGUCAUAGAGCCGGUAGAGGUUAGCACAGACAACUGGUCUCCCUGGAAUCUUAAGAUGACGGUAAAAGGACGUAACAAGAUGGAUCCUCUGGACACCAGACCUGGUAUGGAUAUAAAGAUCGAAGCAGACGAUAUACUGAACCUUACCGUUACAAAGUCAUUUCUCAGCUUGUUGAACAAAGUCUCUGAGACCUUUGCUCAUGCUGCAAAUCAGAUCAGCCCCCCAACCACUCGCCAGCUUCCUGGAAGCUCUGCUUUCCUUGUUCUCAAUGAGACUGGUAUAAUCAUUAAGUUGACCGAUACUGAUACUUUGCAGGUGAGCGAGAAUGGAGAAGAGCUAGAAGCACCUCAUGGUCGAUUCAUAGAUUUGCGGAUGAACAAGGAAGCAGCUGCGAUGGCUGCAGAGUCGCAAGACAAGGAACGCCUUAGUAGCAACCAGGUGGAGCUAGGUGCGGAUCUGCGCAUAAAUCUUUUGGACACGGUUCGAAAUUUGAAAAUUGGUCGUGCGGGUAAGGUCGCUAUCCCUUUGCCGAAAAAGAGCGAUGGUGGAAAGCAGUGGAAGAUCAUUGCCGAUACGAGUAUUGAGAACGGCCGUCGUCUGAUAACCUUUACGUCUCAUGUUAAUGUGACAAAUCAUUUGGACGUCCCCAUGGAACUCUACUCGAAAAACAACACCAACUUAGAUUUGUUUGGAACUGUGGCUCCAGGAGAAACUUUGAAUUUGGUAGUUCCAUUGCUUUUCUCAGCCACUGGGGAGAUCUACUUCAGGCCUGCUAAUGAUAAAUGUGAAGUCAGUUUUGAGUCGGUGACAUGGCAUCAAUUUUCCCAUCAAAUGCGACAAGUCAUCCGAUGUGAUUUGAGCGAGGACACUACUCAAGGCUACUUUUUUGAAGCGGUUGUUUUGGAGGAGAAAGUUCGCGAAGGUGUGGAUAAGGAAACGGAGGUUUACUCGCUUCACUUGUACCCUCCCCUACAAUUUCACAACAUUCUUCCAUUCCCCAUUACAUUUGAAAUACCAGUGGCUAUGGAUCUACUGCAGGGCGAAAGCAUCCAACUGAACAUGGUACCAGGUCAUCGCAUGCGGUUAUGGGCUUCAUACUUGGGAGAAAUGUACUCACUGGAUAUGACAAUUCCUGAAGAAAAGCAAGAUCUCCAAGUGGUUGCGUUGAAUACAGACACCGGUUCUUCUGAGUUGCUUUUGGGUAUCCAUUGGAGCACUGAACACGGAGAUCUGAAAGCAUACCUAUACGCGCCAUUCUGGCUCGUCAAUAACACUUCAAUGACAUUGAAGCACAUGGAGUCUGAAUAUGCUGUGAAACACCUUCCAGAUGAUAAUCCACUGAUUCUACCUUUCCCGAGUACAGAUUUUACCAGAAAGAAGAAGUCUCGAGUGCUGGUGGAUGAGGCCGGUGCGUGGUCAGAAGAGUUCCCUCUUGAUACCGUUGGAAACCCGGCUCGUAUUACUUGCAAAGGAAAAGACAGAGACUUUGAGCUUACUGUGGAUAUCAAGCUUUGCCAAUCUGGUUUGACAAAAAUAGUUACUUUCUGCCCGUUCUAUCUGGUCUCCAAUCUUGGAAAAUGGGACAUGCAAGUCAGGGAAGAUGGGCAGUCAACAUGGGUAGAUGUACCAGCAGAAAAGGUUCCUGUGAAUUUUGGACAGAGAGGACACACCAUGGAACCACUGCCCAGCAAUGAAAUGGCUUUUUUCACUUGGGACAGCGUCACCGAGGAUAGGAUAAUGCAUGUUGGUGUUUAA